GCCUGCGCCCUCUGGCUCGCCGGUCUUCAGCAUGGCGGCCGCGGCGCUGUGGCUGAGGCCGAGCCUGCGCCCGGCGGCGCGCGGCCUGCGCACCUUCUCCUCCGUCGCCAGGCCCGCGGCUCCGACCGCAGACCCGCAUGUGCUAUCCAGAAGCGAAAAGCCGAGGAGAAGAAAGGCCCUGCCCCCCAGGACGGAGAAGAUGGACGCAGACCAGGACUGGCCCAGCGUGUACCCUGUUGCAGCGCCCUUUAAGCCCUCGGCUGUCCCUCUGCCUGUUCGAAUGGGGUAUCCCGUGAAGAAGGGCGUGCCCAUGACAAAGGAGGGGAAUCUCGAGCUUUUAAAGAUCCCAAAUUUCCUGCAUUUGACUCCUGUGGCAAUUAAAAGGCACUGUGAAGCUCUGAAAGGCUUCUGCACCGAGUGGCCCGCUGCCCUCGACAGUGACGAGAAGUGCGAGCAGCAUUUUCCGCUUGAGGUGGAGACAGCUGACUACGUGUCGUCGGGACCAUCGGUUAGAAACCCCAAAGCUCGAGUAGUGACGCUGAGGGUUAAACUCUCCAGUUUGAAUUUGGACAAGCAUGCGAAGGAGAAGCUUACUAAGCUUGUAGGAGAACGGUACUGCAAGGCCACCGAUGUGCUUACGCUCACAACAGACAGAUGUCCUUUGAAGAGACAGAACUACGACUAUGCGCUGUAUCUCCUCACGGUCCUCUACCACGAAUCUUGGAAAACUGAGGAGUGGGAGAAGAACAAGUCUGAGGAGGACAAGGCCGAGUACGAGUGGGAAAGAAGCCCCUCGGAGAGGAGUGUGGCGCAGACACUGCUGCAGAUGCGAGCCUCGGAGGGCGGGGCGGCCCCGAGCAGGGAGGAGCUCCUGCGGAGCGCCGAGGCCCAGGAGUACCGGCGCUGUGUGGUGCGCCUCAAGAACGAGGGCGAGACCCAGGCCAGCCUCGCUCAGUACAAGGAGGCCGUGAGGAGACUGUUAGAUCUGGCGUGAGGCCCGCUUGUCACUUCCACGUGUAUCAGUCAGUGGUACGCAAUAAACGGAAAUGGUCAGGAA
Messenger RNA from Psammomys obesus (fat sand rat), 1057 nucleotides. It is a transcript of the gene Mrps35, whose product is annotated as mitochondrial ribosomal protein S35. Bases 32 to 994 code for a protein of 320 amino acids. The transcript is spliced from 8 exons. The record is from RefSeq and is a predicted model, not a curated record. NCBI's taxonomy places the organism in Eukaryota, Metazoa, Chordata, Mammalia, Rodentia, Muridae. Gene Ontology annotation, molecular function: structural constituent of ribosome. Gene Ontology annotation, biological process: mitochondrial translation. Gene Ontology annotation, cellular component: mitochondrial small ribosomal subunit.